Molecule: messenger RNA, 1739 nt
Organism: Lagenorhynchus albirostris (white-beaked dolphin)
Lineage: Eukaryota; Metazoa; Chordata; Mammalia; Artiodactyla; Delphinidae
Gene: ZNF75D
Product: zinc finger protein 75D
Exons: 4
Coding region: 224-1507 (427 amino acids)
Biological process (GO): regulation of DNA-templated transcription
Source: RefSeq, a predicted model, not a curated record
UCGCGCUUUCCCUGUCGACAUCGCCCCCGGGAGCGCGGGAACCCGGACCUUCCUUCCUCCCCGCGGGGCGAGAGGCGUGGCGACUUCAUAGCCGAGCCCAGAAAGAGGGAAGUGGCGUCCACGGAAGCCGGAGCUGGGUGGAGUGACCUUGGGGAGAAGAUCCACUCAUUGGUUUUGUACCAAGCCUGACAAGGCCUCAGUUGUCAAAGGUGGCACCAGGAGGAUGUCACACAUAGGAGUAAAACUAUUCCUAGAGCAAAUGAUGAUGAGACAUCUGAAGGUGAAUGCAUGCUUGUACCCACACGUGGAGGCUUUGUGGGAGACUAAGGGGUCUGUGAAAGAGAGCUCCAGUCAGAGUAAGAAAUCCAGCCCACAGAUGGACAGUCUUGGUCCUGAGAGCGCUCGCCAGCACUUCCGGAGCUUCUAUUAUCAUGAAGCACCUGGACCGCUUGAGGCUGUCAGCCAACUGCAGGAAUUAUGCCAUCAGUGGCUGAGGCCAGAGAUCCACUCAAAAGAGCAGAUCUUGGAAUUGCUGGUGCUAGAGCAGUUCCUGACCAUUCUGCCCAGGGAUAUCCAGAACUGGGUGCAGAAGUAUCAUCCACAGAGCAUCAGAGAGGCUGUGGCCCUGGUAGACCGUUUUCAGAAAGAACAUGGUGGAAUAAGUAAUGAGAGUCUGUUGACAUUUGAAGAUGUGGCCUUGUUUUUUACCGAGGAAGAAUGGCAAUUACUGGACCCUGCUCAGAAGAUCCUCUACCAUAAUGUAAUGCAGGAAAACUAUGAGACUGUCAUCUCUCUAGGGUUAAAGCUCAAAAAUGACACUGGAAAUGACCAACCUAUGUCUCUUUCUACAUUAGAAAUACAAGCAUCAGGAUGCAAAGUAUUAAGAAAGGCCAGAAUGAAAGUUGCCCAGAAAACAACGGGCAGAGAAAAUCAUGGUGGUACACACAGGGUACGGAAACGGCAUCGAGCUUUUCCAGGGAAGAAAAGAAAGAAACUUACAACUUGCAGACAAGAGCUUCCAAAACGUAUGGAUCUUCAUGGGAAAGGCCAUGCAGGAGAGAAACCUUUUAAAUGUCAGGAAUGUGGGAAAAGCUUCAGGGUUAGCUCUGACCUAAUUAAGCACCAGAGAAUUCACACUGAAGAGAAACCCUAUAAAUGUCAACAAUGUGAUAAGAGGUUUAGGUGGAGUUCAGAUCUUAAUAAGCACUUACUGGCACACCAAGGAAUAAAACCAUAUAGAUGCUCAUGGUGUGGGAAAAGCUUCAGUCAUAACACAAAUCUACACACCCACCUAAGAAUUCACACAGGAGAAAAACCCUUUAAAUGUUAUGAAUGUGGGAAAAGAUUCAUUCAGAACUCCCACCUUAUUAAACACCAGAGAACCCACACGGGUGAGCAGCCUUAUACUUGUAGCAUAUGCAGGAGAAAUUUUAGCAGGCGGUCAAGCCUUCUUAGACACCAGAAACUCCACAGGAGAAGGGAAUCGUGUCCAGUGUCUCCAGUCUGAAGAAAGCCAGCAGCUAGAGCUUGGCCCUAGAGGUGAUAAAAGAAUACAAAAUGAUGAGGCACCCAGUGAUAGGAAUCUAUCAUCAACAAAAUUUGGGAGGGGCACAUGUUGUGUUUCAUAAAAAGGAAUCUAAACUCUCUUUUAUUCAGCAUUGUAUCCUCAGUGCCUCCUAGCACAAGACUGAUCCAUAAUGACUUCUUUAUAAAUAAAAGAGUGAAAUAGUUCUCAUAUA